This is a messenger RNA of Calliphora vicina (urban bluebottle blowfly), 878 nucleotides long. It is a transcript of the gene Cpr12A, whose product is annotated as Cuticular protein 12A. The transcript has 2 exons. The record is from RefSeq and is a predicted model, not a curated record. Gene Ontology annotation, cellular component: chitin-based extracellular matrix. NCBI's taxonomy places the organism in Eukaryota, Metazoa, Arthropoda, Insecta, Diptera, Calliphoridae. The coding region runs from base 116 to 718 and encodes 200 amino acids. Gene Ontology annotation, molecular function: structural constituent of chitin-based larval cuticle.
AAUAAACAAAAAAACAAAACCUAAAUAAUUCAAGGAAUAUACAAGUGAAGUUGAUUAAAACGUGCGUUAAGAGUUUGAAAUUAAAAAAAAGAAAAGGAAAAAUUAAGACAACAUUAUGACAGAAACAGUUAUUAAGUGUAUCCUUUUGUUGAACAUUUUGGUAUGUUUAACACAAGCAGCGUUAGUAAGAAAUCAAGUGCCACAAUCACAGCAACUGCAGCAGCAACAACAAUUUGCCAACAAUUAUCAACAAAAUUCUAUAGAACAAGCCAGAUUUCCUUCACGUACUAGUACGGAUACGAAAGGAAAACAUUCUGUUAAUUAUGAUCAAGUGAGUGAUUUGGGCAAUCGUGUUUUGGAUAAUUUCGAUCAUCGUUAUCCUGACGGCAGUUAUGAGUUUCGCUAUGAAUUGGCCGAUGGCCAAGCCCGCUACGAGAGAGGAUAUUUUAUUAAACUGAAUAAUCACAAGUCCUUGGUUGUGGUGGGCUACUACUCAUAUCGCAUGCCUGAUGGCAAAUUUGUUACAGUUUUCUACAAUGCCGAUCGUUUUGGUUAUAGACAGAAUCAGGCUAUUACUCGUGAUGUUCUCCCCGAUUUGCCACGUACCAUCGAUGUUCCUGAAAUCAAAGAAGAACAAUCAGAGUUUAUUGAUACCACCACAAAAAAAUUAAGUCCUAAUCAAGUCUUCUCCACCUCAACCAAACGUACUCGUUCCUAAAUGAUCCUAAAUUGUGACAUACUAAGUAUAUACAGUCAGUAUUUAAAAUUAUAUUAAGAAAAUAUUUAUUUUUGGCAUUUGGUAAAAAUAACAACAAAGUGAUUAAAUUUAAAAUAAAGUUAAAGUUAUUUCAUUUUAAUUAAUACUAAAACAAAUUAAA